Messenger RNA from Pyrenophora tritici-repentis Pt-1C-BFP, 654 nucleotides. RefSeq lists its product as uncharacterized. The record is from RefSeq and is a predicted model, not a curated record. Lineage: Eukaryota; Fungi; Ascomycota; Dothideomycetes; Pleosporales; Pleosporaceae.
AUGUCAAAGAUUCCCAUUCCAAAGGGCCUUAUCGAGGAGCCUAUAGAGCACGCCGUUGAUAUCAUUGGCAAGACAUUUGCUUCGGAUCCAUUCCAACGAUUCUGUUGCAUGGAAGAGAUGAAAGAGGCUGGUACAUUGGAUGUCCCACUCGAGAUAAACACAGCAAUCUUCAGAGAAAUCAUAUGCGGUCUGGUGGAGAAUGGGGGAAGAUGCAUCACAGUUGCAAACAGCGGAAUUUCCAGUGUAUGGACCCUAGACGCCGUGCACGAUGAAUACCAAGCCAACCCCGCCCACCCCCCCAUGGUCCACAAUAUGAACACAAUCGCGCAUUCCAUCCGACGAGCCAACAUGCCCCCCUCCGCAACCCACUGCCUGCACCUCGCCGUCAUCGGGAACGAUCGCUCGCACCCCAGCAACGACUCCAGCCGCAACGCCAAAGCCAGCGAUGUAAUGCGGCCCGUCAUGGCGAUAGCGCGGGAAAAAGGGUGGCCAGUAAUGCUAGAGGCGACGAGUCCAAAAGGUAGAGAUAUGUAUCUACAUUUGGGAUUUCAAAACUUGUCGGAGAUACAUGUUGGGCAGGGGCAGUGCGAUGUCGAGGGGAGGGCUAAGGAGGGGGGUGAGGGCAUGCCGUUGUGGGUUAUGAUGUAUACGUAG